Oreochromis aureus is the source of this 2350-nucleotide messenger RNA. RefSeq names its product probable polypeptide N-acetylgalactosaminyltransferase 8. NCBI's taxonomy places the organism in Eukaryota, Metazoa, Chordata, Actinopteri, Cichliformes, Cichlidae. The record is from RefSeq and is a predicted model, not a curated record. The transcript is spliced from 12 exons. The coding region runs from base 67 to 1944 and encodes 625 amino acids. Gene Ontology annotation, cellular component: Golgi apparatus.
CACAAGGUCAAUUUCAAAGGAGGCCCUGCUAGGGCUGUAACAGGUUGCUUUCUGUUAGUUAUCACUAUGAGGGGAGCGUGGAUAAAGCGGCUACUGUUCUUACUUUGGGCCACUGGGGUCAUCCUAUACUUGGGCACGUUUCUGAUGAAUGGAUACGGCAACAGAGUGCAUACAAAUAAAGACUUGGACAUAUCUCAUGUGAUGAAGAGAUUUUUCGACCUCGAGACACAAAUAAGCAAUCUAAAUAAGGCAAUCCGAAGUUUUGAGGAAAGGCAGGAUGUCAUGCAGCAAAAGUUGGAAGAAGACAGAGACAGACACAGAAAAUCAACAGAGGUCCAACAGCAAACAGAGAAGCAGAAGGAAGUAAAUAUCCAAUCCCAAAAUGAGGCAACCCAAAUGAAAAAGUCUGAACAACUGUUCCCUAACUCGGCCUUGUUCAAUAAGUGGGGGGCAAAUCUCUCUGAGGAUGACCAAAGAGAGGCUCAGAGCCUGUAUGAGAAGUAUGGGUACAAUGUUUUUCUGAGCGACCGCCUCCCUCUGGAUCGACCUCUUCCAGAUACCAGAGAUCCUCGGUGUUUGAAAAAGAGUUACCCCAAGGACCUGCCAAGUCUCGGAGUAGUGCUCAUCUACCUGGAUGAAGCCCUGUCUGUUCUCAAAAGAGCCCUGCGCAGCAUCAUCGACCGCACUCCGAAAAACCUGCUGAAGGAGAUAAUAAUGGUGGAUGACAAUAGUUCUAAUGGUCUGGAUGCUGACCUUGACAUGUAUGUGAAGUCGCUUGAGCAGGAGAACCCUAAUCUCCGUAUUGUGAAAGUGAGGCACAGCGAGCAGAGAGGUCUCGCUUAUGCCAGAGCAUCCGGGUGGAGGGCUGCUACUGCUGACGUGGUGGCCAUCCUGGACGCACACAUUGAAGUCCAUGAGAUGUGGGCUGAACCUCUGCUGACACAGAUUAAAGCUGACAGAACUGUGGUGGUUUCCCCGGUGUUUGAUAGAGUCAACUUUGAUGAUCUCGAAGUUAUCGAAUACCCUCCAACAGCACACGGCUUUACCUGGGCUCUGUGGUGUAUGUAUGAGGGUUUUACACCCGAGUAUUACAAACUUAAUGAUGGUUCACUGCCUGGGAAGAGUCCAUCUGUCAUGGGGAUCAUGGUUGCUGAUAGAAAGUUUCUGGGGGAAAUUGGAGUCCUUGAUGAAGGAAUGAAAGUGUAUGGUGGGGAAAAUGUUGAGCUGGGAAUUCGUGUAUGGACAUGUGGAGGCAGCAUUGAAGUUGUUCCAUGUUCCAAGAUCGCCCACAUCGAGAGGGCUCACAAGCCCUACAUGCCUGACCUGAGUCCUGCCAUGAAGAGAAAUGCCCUCAGAGUUGCAGAGAUCUGGAUGGAUGAAUACAAGCACAAUGUUAACUUGGCUUGGAACUUGCCACUUCAGAAUCAUGGAAUUGACAUAGGCGACAUUUCAGAGAGGAAGAAACUCAGAGAAAGGCUGAACUGUAAACCUUUCAAAUGGUACCUGGAUAAUGUGUAUCCUAAGUUGGAUCCCUGGGACGACCUACUCGCAUAUGGAGGAAUGAAGAACCUUGAUGCUGACAUGUGCAUAGACCAGGGUCCAGCACCAGGUCACACACCGAUUGCCUACAUGUGCCACAACUUUGAACCUCAAUACUCAUAUUAUCGUGGAACGGGUGAGCUCUACAUUGGCAGGAUCAAGUCACAUAAGUACAGUGACAAUAAAUGUUUAGCUGACACAGGCACAGAAGAAACUGCGCCUGGCCUGUACAACUGUAAGGAGGCUAUGCAGAAAGGCAUGGGGAUAUACUGGGACUUCACUCAGGGCAAAGAACUGAAGAACAGACAGACAAAGAGAUGCCUGGAAAUUAUAAAACAGAAACUUCUAAUACAGGAAUGUACAGGUCAAAGAUGGCAAAGUCAAAACAUAGUCAAACCCUUUUAAAGUGUGUUUGAGCUCUGCUGAUAGCCCAGUGUGUUACAUCUGAAUGCCCUUGGGGACAUUAAAUGUAUUUGUUAUUAAAUGUAUGGGAUAAAAUGUAUUUUCUUUUCAAUAUUAUUCAUGUCACUUUUUUGAUAAAGUUUUAUAAUGCAGGUUAUUUAGAAGUAAUACCCUAAAAUUUUGUACAAAACAUUUUCAGUUUACAGUAGAACUGCAAACGUUGAGGCUUUCACAAUUUUUUAAACAAAUGUCUGACUAGAGGUGACUUAAAUGGCACUUCAUUUGCUUACAAAACCAUCUGUCAUUUAGCUUAUAAGCACACAUUGUGCAACAAUGUUAAUUCUAUUUUCCUCAAGGACACCUUUACAUAUUCUGUAAAAGUACACAUUAAAGUCAACAAGUUAAAUCA